UAACAUAAACCAACAGCAGGGUUGCUUGGUUGUACUCGCGAUUUGUUCCUACAAAUCAGCAAAACUGUUCUGCAAUGCGGAACUUUUUGGCAUAAAUCAAAUGCAACUAUAAUUUGUAUUGGUUUGGUUUGACUGGAAAUCGGUCCUCCAAUUAUAAUUGCAGCAAAAUAAAAUAAUGUAUCAGUUUCCCUUAGUUUAAAAUAGUCAUUUUGGUCUCAGCAGAGCUCUCAGAUCGAUCAAAUUAACGAUAAAGACGAUUAUUAACCACCGGACCCUGAGAUAUAAGGAUCCCUCCACACUUGCCACCAAUGACUGACAGAUAACAGACAACCGGAAAUCCAUUAAAACGUCUGCAUGUAUUGGAGAGAGAGCGAGAAAGGUGUAGUGAAAGCAGUAACAGGCGUCGAUUGCGUGCAAUUUAUAAUUUAAACCAUGACAUGAUUCAUGGUAGACAGAGGAAAUUAAGCAACACGCCGUGGCUUAUUAUGAAUAGUGAUGAUACCCAGCAUCGAAUAUUUUGCCUUCAAAUUUUCAUCAAUCAACUUAAACAUUGUGCUCAAAGUUUGAACAUCAAAUUUGACUGAUCCAUGCUUCACUUUUAAAUGCUCAAGUUACAGCAAAAGUUUGUCAGGUUCUGUUACAACAACAGUGACUAUGCAGAGUGUGGUAAUAGUAUUACUACUACGAUGAGUUAUACAUUUAUCUACAACUAAUUCACAACAAAAGAUAAUCACCACUUGGUUUACUCGUCACACGUAAUCAUAACCUUCAUCAUUACCUGUCAAACUCGCUGUAUUAUGCUCUCUCUGCGUAUUAUCAAAAUCAAAGUGCAACAAGUUUUUGCUCAGCUUUGACCUUAAUUUCGUUGAGAAAAAACGGCUCGGUUUUAUUAUCUGAUUUAUCGUCCCAAGUCCAUUUGAGCACUCCAAAAUAGAUAUCAACAAGUUUGAUUGCCUGCCUGUUGGAGUCAUAGGAUUUCUCCGGUCAGACUAUUAUAAUCAUUAAGUUGUUCAAGAAUCGACAUAAAUUUUCGUUUCGUCAUAAAUCCAAGGUUCAAGUCAAUACUAUACGGGCUAUAAUUAAAACAGUUUGUGAUUUUCCGAAUGUGAUAAAAUAAUGUUUAAAAAACAUUUAUAAUUUUAAUAAUCGUCAUUGUGUAUUUUAUGUGUGAACGUUAAUGGUUUUUAUCUAAUUACUUUAUGCUGAAUUGUAGUCGAUUGUGUGAAGCUACAGUCAAAGGCACAAUUUUUUGUGAAGUUUUGUAGCUUAGAAAAAUUUACUGAUAUACUCAAAAACUUUAAACCUGAGAAUUACACUUAACUAAUCUAAUAAUAAUUAUUACUGCAAAAAUACACGAAUACCGAUUCCUAUUAAUAACUAAAUAAGUACACGUCCUCGUCUUCCUAAGUAGCAAUAAUUAUUUUUAUGUCCACAACCGUGUGCGGUAGUUUGUUCAUAUUGUCUGUCAGAAGUGGACAAGCACUGUUCGGCAAUGUCAUUCCAUUCGAACGCCAUGAGCUCAAGACAUCACGAGUCUGACGAUGAGGGAAGUUGUGAUAGCAGCAGUACUGGGGUGGUUGUGAGCGGAGGGGGGGCCUCCGUGCCACCUCCUUCGAACCCCCCUCUCCCCCCACCACGUGGAAAAGCGAAGAAGAGGUCGGGGAGGUCAGAUUGGGAGAUUCUCGAGGGAUUGAAGGAGGGGCAGACGUAUGACCGCAUUCCAAAAAAAUUCGAGGGAUUCAUCCUCAAAAAACGGAAAUGGCCCUUGAAAGGCUACCACAAGAGAUAUUUCAUGUUGGAAAAGGGGGUGAUAGUCUAUGGAAAAAGUGGAUGGGACAUUGCACGGGGUAAAAUUCAUGGGAGUCUGGAUACUGGAUUAUCCGUUAUAACGACGAAACCUCGAGAUGGUCGAGUAGACAUUGACGCUGAAGAUUGUAUCUACCAUUUGAAAAUCAAACCCAAAGAGACGUACAUGGAAUGGCUGGAACAAUUAAAGCAACAUCGAUUGUACAGGCAACAUGUACUUUCAUUCAAGGACUUGUCGUCCCCAGUGGAAGAUAUCGUGUCCCCAACAACGCCUUCAGGAGAUGGAAAAGACAUCGACAAGGAAUUAAAUUUACUUUCCAAGGAUUUGAGUCACCUUCAAGGAAUUCUUGAUGCUAUUCCUCAUUCCAAAAAGGAUAAAGAUGAUGACAAUAAGCGGGAUUAUCUCGUUCUUGCAAAAGAGGUUCUGGUUAACCUUAAUAACGUUCGAGGGAUGCUUAGAACUAUGGGAAAUAAUGAUGGAGGAUCUACAACUUUGCGUUUAGCAUUAAAUCAAGCACUGCAACAGAACGCAGAGUUAAAGUCGAGACUCGCGAGAAUUCAUCGAGACUCUGCAUUUGAAACUUCCAACUUUUCAAUCGCUCCAGCAAAUUCGGACACUAUGAAGUCAUACAGCAGCUCAAUGUCAAACUCAGAAUACUAUGACGCUAUGGACAACAACAAGGAUGACCGAACAUCUUCGGACGAAGAAAGUUUCUCGUCUGAAGGAGAAGGUGAAGCUGACUCAAUUAACAGCGAAACAUCCGAAAAUUCUAAGUUUGAUCAAUCUACAGCCAAUUCACACGGUUCCGAAAUAAAGUCAAUAUCUGGCGCCAGUAGUAGUAAUGGUGCUUCUGACUUACCAAUAGAGCCCAUUGUUCGGGAAGAACGAAGGACAAAGUUGCCCGUUGCGGCACCAUCUGGUUCUGAAGUUCCUUCGUUAUGGGGGAUUCUUCGAAAAAACAUUGGAAAGGAUUUGUCCCGUAUUUCCAUGCCUGUAGCCUUAAACGAACCACUAGGAGUUUUGCAAAGGAUGUGUGAAGAAUUGGAAUACAGCGAACUUCUGGAUAAUGCUAGUAAAGAAAGUGAUCCCAUAGAGCGGAUGGCCAUGAUUGCAGCAUUUGCAGUUUCCGGCUAUGCUACCGCAUACUACCGGUCCCACAAACCGUUCAACCCGCUUCAUGGGGAGACAUUUGAGUGUGUUCGUGAGGACAAAGGAUUUCGAUUUAUAAGUGAACAGGUGUCCCAUCAUCCACCAGUGAGUGCAGGUCAUGCGGAAGGGCGAGGCUGGAUGUUCUGGGAAGAAAUUCAACCAAAGACUAAGUUUUGGGGAAAGUCAAUGGAAAUUCAACCAAUAGGAGAAAAUCACAUUAUUCUUCCAAAGUGGGGUGAACAUUAUUCAUACAAUAAAGCCACGACGUGUGUGCAUAACGUUUUUUCGCCUCCGAGUCGAUGGGUUGAUUUAUAUGGCGAAGUUGUUAUUGCUUCUGGUUCGAUUACUUGUAACCUUACAUUUGUCAAGGUUUCCUAUUGGUCAGCCAAGAAAAAUGAAGUUUUUGGAACUAUUGUGAAUAGCGAAGGGGUUACAUUACGAAAUCUUUAUGGACAUUGGAAUGAAGCGUUCUAUGUAGGACAAUCACCUAACGCUAGAUGCAUUUGGAGAUUAGCUAAUAUGCCAGACGACCAUAACCGAUAUUAUGGAUUUUCGCGAUUCGCGAUUGAAUUAAAUGAAUUGACUCCUCAACUUCGAGAAAGACUUCCAAUUACAGAUACUCGAUUUAGACCAGAUCAACGUCUUCUUGAAGAAGGGAAUCUGAGUGAAGCAGAAGCCAUGAAACUUCAAAUAGAGCAGAUGCAGAGAGAUCGACGAAAACAAAGAGAGGAAGAAAACAAACCAAUUGUCCCGUCCUGGUUUAGAAAAUCAAAUAAUAACAGCCGUAGUGGGGACGAGCAAUGGGAAUUUACCGGAGAAUAUUGGGAACUACGGAAGAACGGCUUCAGGAAAAUAGAACCUUUGUGGUAAACUAUUGUACAUUGAGUACCUGGUCUAAUUUUAGUGUUUACGAAAAGAAAAAAAUGAUACUUGUAUCUGUAGCUUCCUAUUCAUCAAUUCGAUGAUAAUUAUUCAACGUAUUUUAGUCUGUAGGCUGCCUUCCAACAGUUUUUUGACGAAAUUAUCAGUGUUCCUUUCUAUGUAAUGCGCAAAUCUUAAAAUUGGGAAAGGACUGAAAAUAGUUGAAUUAUGUGACUAUCCCAAUGAAUAUUAAACAUGAUUUCAAUGUGAUUAAAGAAGAGAAGUGCCUCUGGAAUUCAGUACCGAUAAAAAAAGUGAACGCCUUUAUAUAGAUUAUAGGGUACCCUUUUAAACAGAAUGGCGAGUAUACAUAUAUAUAAUUUAUAGGUUGUGCAAAACUGUCCAAUAGGUGCUCUUUCUGUGGUAUUGAAUAUUAUGUAUUGCAUGAAAAUGUAACUUGUAUUUGUGGUUGCUGUCCAUUGAAGGAGGAAAAAGAGUCUUUAUUAUUUGUAGAAACAUGGCUUACUUAAAUUAUAUUACAAACGAACAAUAAACUAUUGACGAUCAAAUU
Folsomia candida is the source of this 4388-nucleotide messenger RNA. Its product is annotated as oxysterol-binding protein-related protein 6. The record is from RefSeq and is a predicted model, not a curated record. Gene Ontology annotation, cellular component: cytosol; intracellular membrane-bounded organelle; perinuclear endoplasmic reticulum. The coding region runs from base 1493 to 3826 and encodes 777 amino acids. NCBI's taxonomy places the organism in Eukaryota, Metazoa, Arthropoda, Collembola, Entomobryomorpha, Isotomidae. The transcript has 19 exons. Gene Ontology annotation, molecular function: cholesterol binding.